CGUCCCCAUCUCUCCCCUCCCCCCUUCCUUCCCCACCCCGCCUCCUCCUCCGCCACGCCACCUCUCCCCCCUCCGCCUCGCGCCCUCCGCCGCCCGGAUCCCUCGCCGCCGGCCGUCCUCUCCCCGCGCCUCGGAUCGCUGCAGGCGGGAAAUUGUGGGUGCCUGAUGACGUGAUUGACGCACACAUGCCGCGCUAGGUAAUGACGAGCUUGCCUGAGAGGGGUGCAACACCGCCAUCCAAUCCUACGUCGUCAUCGUCGUGUGAGGGGGACGCUGCCGUAGCUUCUUCUUCGGCUUCUUCCGCCUCAGAGGAGCAGAAGAAGGACGGCAGCCCGAAGCAGUGCAAGGCGUCUAUCCUCUCGAGCGUUCUCACCAUCUUCGAGCCGGACCAGGAUCAGUCAGGCAGGUCAGGGGGUCACGCCUCCGGGUCCUAUGCUUGGUCGAGGGUUCUGAGGCGGUUUGUGGGUGGCGGCUCCAUGUGGCGUUUCCUGGGAUGCGGCAAGGCUCUGACCGCCGCCGACGUCUGGUUCCUUGGAAAAUGCUACAAGCUGUCAUCCGAGGAGUCGUCGAGUGACUCGGAUUCUGAGGGCGGGCAUGCUGCGUUCUUGGAGGACUUCUCGUCCAGGGUAUGGAUCACCUACAGGAAAGGUUUUGAUGCCAUAUCUGAUUCCAAGCUCACAAGUGAUGUCAACUGGGGUUGCAUGGUUAGAAGCAGUCAGAUGCUGGUUGCACAGGCACUGAUUUUUCAUCAUCUUGGAAGGUCUUGGAGAAAGCCCGCACAGAGUCCAUCUGACCCAGAACAUACAAGGAUCUUACACCUGUUCGGUGAUUCUGAAGUCUGCGCUUUCUCCAUUCACAAUUUACUUCAAGCUGGAAAGAGUUACGGUCUGGCUGCUGGAUCAUGGGUGGGUCCAUAUGCUAUGUGUCGGGCAUGGCAAACCCUUAUCCGCACAAACAGAGAGCAACCUGAAGUUAUAAAUAGGAAUGAAAGUUUUCCUAUGGCGCUCUAUGUGGUCUCGGGUGAUGAAGAUGGUGAAAGAGGUGGAGCUCCAGUUGUUUGCAUUGAUGUUGCUGCUCAGCUUUGCUAUGAUUUCAACAAGGAUCAAUCAGCAUGGUCGCCUAUUCUUUUGUUGGUUCCUCUGGUUCUUGGUCUUGACAAAAUUAAUCCAAGGUACAUCCCACUACUAAAGGAGACAUUCACAUUUCCUCAAAGCUUGGGCAUUUUAGGUGGAAAACCUGGAGCAUCAACUUACAUUGCUGGGGUGCAGGAUGACAGGGCACUCUACCUAGAUCCCCAUGAGGUUCAGAUGGCAGUUAACAUAGCAUCUGAUAACUUGGAGGCGGACACUUCCUCAUACCACUGCAGCACCGUCCGUGAUAUGCCUCUAGACCUGAUAGAUCCAUCCCUGGCAAUUGGUUUUUACUGCCGUGACAAAGAUGACUUUGAUGAUUUCUGUUCUCGGGCCUCGGAGUUGGCAGAGCAGGCGAACGGAGCACCGCUCUUCACUGUCGUGCAGUCAGUUCAGCCGUCGAAACAGAUGUACAACCAGGAUGAUGGGUCCGGCUGUUCAGGCUACGGCGUCUCCGACAACAUCGACGCGGAGGACCUUGAUGGCUCGGGCGAAACAGGAGAAGACGAGUGGCAGAUUCUCUGAAUGAAAGGGAAGUUUAACUUCAGUGCUCGGUUAAACCUUCACAUGACCACUCGUUGGGUUAAUGCCCCCGUGUGUGAAGUAAAGACUUCAAAAACCUCGUGUGAAAUCUAGGGUUUCCAGUUCUACGGAACAAGCGGGUGUGCCGCUUGUUCCGCGGAGCUGGCAGGCCGGAAAAGGUAGGAGCCGUUACGCUGAUCAUCGGAUCGGCACAAGUUGGUUCGAUGGGAAAUUCCUCUGUACCAUACCAUACGCGCUGUUGUGGGUGACUGCAAAAUGUAUCUAUUGAUUGGUUUACGCUAGGCAAAUUGGCAGAUUGGUUAUAAAUGUUUCCUUUGUUGCCA
Molecule: messenger RNA, 1996 nt
Organism: Aegilops tauschii subsp. strangulata
Lineage: Eukaryota; Viridiplantae; Streptophyta; Magnoliopsida; Poales; Poaceae
Product: cysteine protease ATG4B
Biological process (GO): protein delipidation; protein processing; C-terminal protein lipidation
Cellular component (GO): cytoplasm
Molecular function (GO): cysteine-type endopeptidase activity; protein-phosphatidylethanolamide deconjugating activity
Source: RefSeq, a predicted model, not a curated record